GGUGGUGGUAAACAGCUGACUGACGCCGCCUGCCUCGCUCUCCCAGUCCAGCAAGUCUCUGUUCAAAGUGUAGCGUGUGUCUCUCUCUCACUCCGGGACUAUUUUAACCAGGAAAUAAGGCUCUAUUUUAAGGAUGGCUGAGUGCAUGAUGCUGCUGAGUGCGAGAGACCGCUGGUGUAACGAGAAGCUAGAGUUUGUGUGUGCUGUGGUGGAGGGCGUGGACCGGGCGAGUCUCAGAGCCCAGCUGGAGUCGUGCGAGACGGAGGAAGAUGCCGAGGGUCUCAUGCACAGUCUCUUGUGGCUCCAGGACUGUCACAACGCUCAGAUGGCCGCCUUCCAGUAUGACGAAGAGCCACAACAAUCACUACAAUCACAGCCAGAUGAUGCAGCCACGGAGGAACCCAAUCUCUUAUCAGUAUUUGAUGGGUUAGAUUUAACAGAGGACGACAACGACUUGAGAAACGACCCCACACACGACCCCCAACUACAGUUUGUACGUAUCAGGCAGCAGGAGGGGCAACAGCAGAACGAUGCGCCCGUGACACAGAUCCUCCUGACGCAGCAGCAAAUCACCACCCCGAGGCAGUACCCACGACUCCCCCUCCAUGACCCAGACUACCCUGAGGUGUGGGGGGAGUGUGAGGACCUCAACGAGUACCUGGAGGAUGAGAACCACUCCCUACUUUAUCCUCACAACCCAAACAAUCCUCUCCAACUUCUGCAGGAACGACACGAAGACGUUCCGCAGGAAGAAGACGAGGAGGAGGAAGAAAAAGGCGCAGUAGCUGCAGUACCAGCAGCAGCAGAAGACAUCACAGCAGCAGAAGACAUCACAGCAGCAGAAGACAUCACAGCAGCAGAAGACAUCACAGCACAUAUAAUACCAGCAGCAGAAGACAUCACAGCACACACAAUACCAGCAGCGUCGAAAGAGGAGGACACGGCGAAUGACCAACUAGUGGCACAGCUACUAGCAGACGAGGAGGAGGAACAACUUGUCGGUGAGGAGACGACGGGGGACGAGCAGCUAGCGAGGGAACUGGCGGAGGAACUAGCACAGGAGGAGGCGGAGGGAGAGGAGACGGAGGAGGAAAAGGCAGCAACUGACGUCGCUAUCCUCAUGAACAUGUUUCCUGACGCCGAGCCGGAGUACCUGCAGGAGAGGAGUGUGGAGGUGAAAGGGGAGGAAGAGGCUUUUGGUGAGCUGGUCGAGGAACUACUUCAGCUCAAGACAACAGAGCCAAGGAUGAGCGGGUACCUCAAGCGUCAGAAGACACACUCCUCCAACAGCCCUGAGGAGGACAUACCUGCGCCUCUCUUUGACCCCAGCAAGGACGUGACAGCCAACGAGCUCCACGAGUGCUCCAUCUGUUACGAGGAGGAGGUGCUGGAGAAGAACAUGGCCACCUGCAAUGCCUACACCAACUACCACAAGUUCUGCAUCGACUGUAUCAGGAAGCACGUAGCAGCACAGAUAGGCCAGGGACACUCCUCCUUCAAGUGCAUGAAUGGUUACUGUAAAUGUGAGUUCUCUUGGAGGACACUGAAGAGGGUGAUGGAGCCUGUAGUGUUCCAUAAGAUACAGGAGAGAAAGCAACAGGACGAGAUAAUGAGAGCGGGUAUUGAGAACCUCACGGCCUGCCCCUUCUGUAACUUCAUGAUCAUUAUGCCCAACGAGGAUGACAAAGUACUCGAUUGCCUAAAUCCCGAGUGCCUCAAGGAAUCCUGCAGGCUGUGUAAGGAGGUGUCACAUGUGCCGCUCCGCUGUGAGGAGGUGGAGAGAGAGACACAGAAGGAUGCUCGUGUGGUGCUGGAGAACCAGAUGGCUGAGGCUAUGAUCAGGGAAUGUCCGUACUGCAAGAAGAGAUUCAUCAAGGAGGCCGGCUGCAACAAGAUGAUGUGUUCCUGUGGCACCGCCAUGUGUUACCUGUGUAAGAUUGUCAUCACUAACGACUAUCAUCACUUUGAAAAACAGGGCAUUGUUUCAGACAAGUGCCCGCUGUGGAGUAGUUCCUCAGAGCUGCACACCUCUGAGGUUCGAGCGGCAGCACUGAGGGGGAAGCAGGAGCUGGACCCCACCAUCCAACUUGUCUAUGACCCCACUGUUGACAUCUUGUAACCCAGAGUGACCCACUACUCAUAAUGGUUGGUGAUGAACAUAACCUUGGUGCUAUCAACACUCUGUGAUGCUGUCUUGAACAACAGCCAUACGGUAUACAGAAUUUGCAACAACAUUCAACUUGGAUUGCAAUGCCAGUUUGUGAUGAAAGAAUGUACACAUUUAAAGUUAAGUUUUAUAUAUUCAGAUCUCGGUACCUUCUGACUAAAGGCUUUUGGAUCAAUAGGUCAGAAUCGAGUGAGAGAUUAUACCAUGGCUGACUGUCUUCUGUCAGCCAUGCCCGUCACUGGUAUGGCAAUAUACUCACUGAGGCUAUUACUAAAGUGUCGGGGUGUCUAUUCUGGGUCUUUCAUGCUUCUGUAAUUAUACUGUACCUAUGUCACUGCUUUUGUAACAUCCACUGUGAAUACUAUGAUGGCCAUCUGGGUCUAUGAUGGCCACCUGCAACUAUGGUGGCCAUCUAAGUCUAUGAUGGCCACCUGCAACUAUGAUGGCCACCUGGGAAUCUAUGAUGGUCACCUGGGAAUUUAUGAUGGUCACCUGGGAAUCUAUAAUGGUCACCUGGGAAUCUAUAAUGGUCACCUGGGAAUUAUAAUGGUCACCUGGGAAUCUAUAAUGGUCACCUGGGAAUCUAUAAUGAUCACCUGGGAAUCUAUAAUGGCCACCUGGGAAUCUAUAAUGGCCACCUGGGAAUCUAUGAUGGCCACCUGGGAAUCUAUGAUGGCCACCUAGAACUCUAUGAUAGCCACCUGGGAAUCAACUAAAUCACAGUAAUUUUCCAACUAACCCCUUGUCUAUGAGGUCCCCACUGUGCUGAAUAAAAUUGUUUGGCCCGAGACAAAAUAAAACGGUAAAUGUGGCGUCCCCAUAGAGAGGUGGUUAGGCAAUUAAAUCAUUUUGACCCACAUGACCAUCAUAGUGGCCUCGCCAUAGGUUUGUGAUAUUCAUAUUUUUAAAAGGAAGUGGAAUUUUACGGAUAUAUUUACUACAAGAUUCAAGAGCACCAACCCUGACCAGAACCUCCUUGUGUUAUAUUCAGAUAAGUUUGUGUUAUGAGUGACUACCAACCAAACCUUUUACCCCAGUAUUUUAAAGCUAAUAUAAUACAAUAUACAGUACAGUAUAUAUAUAGUCUGAUAUGGACCAAUAAUUUAUCCCUUUAUAAACAUAGAUGAAUAAUUUUGUAGAAAUGUUAUGUAUAUUAAUUCGGUUGAUGAAGGAUUUUUUUUAACAUAGUACAGUACUGUGUGUGUGGUGAAUAUCCCAUUUUCCUUUUGGUUGUUGAUCACAGUGCCAUACAGUGGGGUAUGCUAUAACGAACGUAAUUGGUUCCAGAACCUCGUUCGUUAUAGGAUUAAUCCGUUCCAGGCCCCCAAAUACAACCACUUAACACUGAAAAAAUUCUGUGGAAAAUGUA
Molecule: messenger RNA, 3536 nt
Organism: Homarus americanus (American lobster)
Lineage: Eukaryota; Metazoa; Arthropoda; Malacostraca; Decapoda; Nephropidae
Product: protein Ycf2-like
Exons: 8
Coding region: 134-2119 (661 amino acids)
Molecular function (GO): zinc ion binding
Source: RefSeq, a predicted model, not a curated record